AUGGAAUCCUGGCUUAGGCACUAUUACUUUGUAAAUCAGGUGAAAGAAAUUAUCAAUCAUUUUAAUUUAAUAGAAUCUGCACUUACUGAAAAUUGGUUUGAUGAAAAAGGAUUUUAUCAGAUUCCAUUUCAUAUGACUCAGUUUACAUCUCAGCUAUCUGUAUUAUCUCUUUAUUCUAAAUCAAUAUCUCAGUCAAAAGAUGAUAACGACUGCUCAUACGAUUAUCUACACAAUUUUGAUUUAAUUCAAACUGAGUUUAUCAAAUUACUGAGCGUAUUACACUCGGACAAUAAAAAGAAUGAUGAAUGUGUAACUAGUGUAAACUCUAUCAAUAAUGAGAAAAAUAAUCACUUUGAUCAGAUCAAAGAAUAUUUGUCUAGAAUAAAUCAAUAUUUAAAAGAUACUUUUGAAAAAGCCACAGGUACAUUAAAAUGUUCACCUAAUGAUAUGAAUUCUUCAAGUGAUUCAAUACAAAAAGAGAUGGAAUCAACUUUUGAGGCUAUUUCAGUUGCUGAGAAAAGAUUUCAUGAUUUAAUUGCGGAAUCUAAGCAGCGCUCAGCGAACAAUGAGUAUCUUCAAGUGAAUUCAUUGAUAUUAGAUUGUUGUUCUGACCUCCUGUUAUGCGUUGGUGAAUUAGUUAAGCAGUCUGAAAUGAUUCAACAAGAUAUUAAAGAUUCAUCAACAUUAAGUGAAUUUUACAAACCUCAUAAUCGUUGGACAAAUGGUCUGUUAUCUGCUGCAAAAUGUGUUGGUGCUGGAGCUAAUGUGAUGGUAGAAAUAGCUGACGCAAUUGUUUCUGGUAAAGAUGUUAAACUUGAGCGAUUAAUUGUUAUCUCUCAAGAAAUUGCUGCCAGUACAACCCAAUUAGUUUGUGCUACACGUGUUAAAACUAAUCCAAUAUCAGAAAUGUUUACUAAACUACAAACAACUAGUAAAGAAGUAUGCAAAUGUACUGGAAAUUUAAUUGCAUGCGUUAAAAAAGCUAUUGAAGCAAAACACACAGAAGAACUUGAUUUUAGUUGUCUUACAUUAACUCAAGCAAAACGUAUGGAGGUUGAAUUACAAGUGAAAAUUAUUGAAUUAGAAACAUCAUUAACUAAUGAACGUCAACGUUUAGCACAAUUAAGAAGAGAUAAUUAUCAGUUAUCAGCUGAAGUAGAGGAGAAAUCAACAACAACAACAACAAAGAAUACAUGA
Messenger RNA from Trichobilharzia regenti, 1197 nucleotides. The record is from the annotation of a GenBank genome assembly. Lineage: Eukaryota; Metazoa; Platyhelminthes; Trematoda; Strigeidida; Schistosomatidae.